Molecule: messenger RNA, 354 nt
Organism: Eucalyptus grandis
Lineage: Eukaryota; Viridiplantae; Streptophyta; Magnoliopsida; Myrtales; Myrtaceae
Product: cysteine proteinase inhibitor 6
Exons: 1
Coding region: 1-354 (117 amino acids)
Molecular function (GO): cysteine-type endopeptidase inhibitor activity
Source: RefSeq, a predicted model, not a curated record
AUGAGACCUCAAAUCCUCCUCCUAACGAUCUUCCUCACCGUCCUCCCUCUCUUGGCCGUCGCCACUGUCAGCCGGAAGUUGGCGGCCGGACCCUGGGAGGCGAUCAAGGACGUGCACGAUCCACACGUCCAAGCGGUCGGCAAGUUUGCAGUGACCACGUUCAACAGCAAGAAUCACACCGACCUGGUUUUCAAGGACAUCAGAAGAGGGGAGACUCAGGCCGAUCGCGGCACCAAGUACUUCCUGCAUCUCCUAAUGGCCGGGCCGGUGUCGCCGUGUUACGUGGCCCUUGUAUUGGAGACGCCGGGGCAGAAGUCCUUGGAGCUUUUGUCCUUCGAGCGCGAUACCUGCUAA